AUGGCGCUCCCAGGGCUCGCUCCUCGAGCAUUGAGGCCGCUCAGAGAAGCUACUCCUGCUUGCCGCCCAUCUUAUCGCACAAUCUCCGCGCGGGCAUGCCCACAACCAAGGAGAGUAAUACUGGGGCAAACAACUGUCAUCGGAGCUGCAGGUCGUAAGACGGAUCCCAUCCGACCGGUUCCAACACAAGGUCUACUACAGCAACGGCGACAGCAGAGCUCGACCGCGACGCCAGCGCCGACGUUCUACACCGAAGAGGAACCCGGCAGAACAGCGCUAUACGACCUCCACCUGAAGCAUGGCGGCAAAAUGGUGGAGUUCGGCGGCUACUCCAUGCCAGUGCAGUAUGGCGACUUGUCCAUCACCAACAGCCACAACUGGACAAGAGAAAAGUGCUCGCUGUUCGACGUUGGCCACAUGGUGCAAUACCACUGCGACGGACCUGGCGCUGAGUCGCUUCUCGAGACUGUCACGCCUGCUGGAUUGAAGGACCUGGCGCCCGGCCAAUCUACGCUCUCUGCGCUGCUACACCCAGUCACGGGUGGUAUUGUGGACGAUUGCAUGAUCACGCGGCUCGAGGAAGGGCCGAAACAUUUGUUCUACGUCGUCACGAACGCCGGCAAUCGAAAGAAGGACUACGAUUUCUUCAAUGCUGCCAUUGAGAAGUGGUCAGACACCAUGAACCCGUAUGUCCAGCUCAGGCAUUUGGAAGCUGAAGGCCAGCCUUUCGGACUGGUUGCACUACAAGGCCCGCUUUCAGCCGAGAUACUAGGCGCGGCACUCUCCAGCGCUUGCAAGGUCGACGUCAGUAAAUGGUACUUUGGCAAUACUAAGCACAUCACGCUUGCCCUUCCCUCUGGUGAGAGCCUGCCGAUUGUGGCAAGCCGAGGUGGUUAUACCGGCGAAGACGGCUUCGAGCUUUCGAUCCACCCAUCACAGACCAUCGAAGCCACGGAGCAGCUGCUGAAGGUUGGAAGUGAGGACAACCUUCGCAUGGCCGGUCUGGGAGCGAGAGACAGUCUGCGUCUGGAGGCCGGCAUGUGUCUCUACGGGCAUGACAUAGACGACAGCACGACUCCUCCAGAAGCAGCGCUUAACUUUAUCAUUCCGAAGCACAGACGAACAGCAGACGACAUUGGCUUCCACGGUGCGGAGACAAUCAUACCUCAGCUGACGCCAGUCUCGAAAGGCGGCAAGGGAGUAUCAAGACGCCGCGUGGGUUUGAUUGUCGAAGGUGCACCUGCCCGUGAAGGUGCUGGCGUUGUCAGCCAGGAAGGCAAAGCAAUCGGGACGGUCACAUCUGGCUGCCCAAGCCCGACGUUGAAGAAGAAUAUUGCCAUGGCAUAUGUGGAGGACGGGAUGCACAAGUCUGGGACUGAAGUGCAGGUUGUGGUGCGGGGGAAGAACAGGAAGGCGACGGUCACCAAGAUGCCGUUUGUGCCAAAUAAGUUCUACAGAGGGGCGAUGUAG
This is a messenger RNA of Saxophila tyrrhenica, 1470 nucleotides long. It is a transcript of the gene GCV1, whose product is annotated as Aminomethyltransferase, mitochondrial. The record is from RefSeq and is a predicted model, not a curated record. Gene Ontology annotation, biological process: glycine catabolic process. The coding region runs from base 1 to 1470 and encodes 489 amino acids. NCBI's taxonomy places the organism in Eukaryota, Fungi, Ascomycota, Dothideomycetes, Mycosphaerellales, Extremaceae. Gene Ontology annotation, cellular component: mitochondrion. The transcript has a single exon. Gene Ontology annotation, molecular function: aminomethyltransferase activity; protein binding.